GGCCGCGGUGCUGAGCGGAGUGGAGGCGCUGGCACUCUCUUCUCACACGCCUCGCCGUGCCGCUCUAGGGGAAUCAACACAUUUUUAACAACAAAAGGCCGCGCUUGCGGCUGCUUUAGUCCCAUCACCGGCGCGGGAGGGCGGCCUGGGCACGUACCCGGCGCCGCCUCGCCCUGUCUCCCGCCCCGUUCCCACAGGGGCUCCCCCCCUCCCGGCAGCAGCCAUGUGUCUGCUCAAGUGCGAUUAACACCGACUUGCCAACUCCCCACCCCCCGGGCCAUUUGGGGCAUGCACGCGCCCGCGCCCCGUGUUUACACAGCGGAGCCUUUUUGUCGAUGGCGCUGGCAAAUGAGCCGGGGGAGGUCUGUGCCCUUCUGGCGACCCUGGGUGCCCGUGCCGGACGAGGUGGGACAGCGGACCGGCCCCAGACCCACCGCGCAUCGCAGCCCCUGCGGGCUAGCGGAAGCCUCCCAAAAGCUGGCGCAGUACACGCACCCCGUCAGACUAUUUUGGCCCAAAUCAAGGUGCUAUGAUUACUUAUAUCAGGAAGCCGAAGCACUUCUGAAAAACUUUCCAGUUCAAGCUACGAUUUCCUUUUAUGAAGACUCAGAUAGUGAAGAUGAUGAAGAUGAACUGGAACAUGAUUCAAGAACAGAAUCAGAUUGCUGAUUGCAGGGAAGGCCAACACAACUUCUAAGACUUAAUUUGAACUUAAUAUAAAAUUGUAUUAUAGUAUUUUUAAAGAUAAUUUAUUUGUAUGUAAGUUAUUCUUAAUAAAAUGGAAAUGUUUUGUAAUUUUA
Molecule: messenger RNA, 800 nt
Organism: Columba livia (rock pigeon)
Lineage: Eukaryota; Metazoa; Chordata; Aves; Columbiformes; Columbidae
Gene: RIPPLY2
Product: ripply transcriptional repressor 2
Exons: 4
Coding region: 289-669 (126 amino acids)
Biological process (GO): negative regulation of transcription by RNA polymerase II; embryonic pattern specification
Cellular component (GO): nucleus
Source: RefSeq, a predicted model, not a curated record